Closterium sp. NIES-65 is the source of this 4638-nucleotide messenger RNA. Lineage: Eukaryota; Viridiplantae; Streptophyta; Zygnematophyceae; Desmidiales; Closteriaceae. The record is from the annotation of a GenBank genome assembly.
AUGUUCUCCACACCAGACGGGCACAUCGUCUCCCCAUGGCAUGACCUCCCGCUCUUCUCCCCGGCCUCGCUCCUCCACUUCAUCUGCCAAACACCCCGAGACUCCGUCGUGGGAUUUGAUCUCGCGUGCUCAGAACCCAACACGCCGCUGCGCCUGAAAAGAGUCCUCCCCCGCACGUCCACCGUAGCGGCAAUGCUGCAGCAGAAGCCUUCCGCGGCGGGGCGUCUCGCCAAGCCGUUUGAAGUCCCCGCACCCUGCAACUGCGGCCUUCUGCCCCAGACCUGGGUGCUCAAACCCGGCGCUUCUGCCGCUGCCGCCGCCGCCGCCGCUGCCGCCGCUGCUGCCGGUGCUACCGGCGGGAUAGGGGACGGGACGGGAGUAACCGCGGCAAACCUAGGCGGGCAGCCAGUGCAAGUGGUAGAAAUAGGCACCAACCCGUCCUGGACCGGGGAGGUGUAUGAGGUGUGUCCGCUGGUGGCGAUUUGUGUGGCCGUGGGGCCGGGGCAGUGGGUGUGGACGCUGGUGACUGUAGCGGCGGAUGAUCCCGAGGCUGCGGAGGUGUGUGAUUAUAUGAGCAAGGCGAGCUUGGAGACUCUGGAGGAGACGCUUGCGGGGAUUCGCGAGUGGUUGGAGGCGUUUUACCACCACCAGCCAGGCACGCCCCUGCCCCCGGCAGCGAGCAGCAUAGAGCGAGUGGUGGACACCAAAACAGCCGCGGAAUUCGUCUCAGGGGCGCAUUCCCUUCCCUUCAGACCCCCAUUUAACGCGCCAAGCCACAAACAGACUCCCCAUUCUCUCUCCCCUUCUCUCCCCCCUCCCUCCCCCCCAUCCCUCCCUUUCCCCUUCCCCCCAGGCACGCCCCUACCCCCAGCAGCGAGCAGCAUAGAGCGAGUGGUGGACACCAAAACAGCCGCGGAAUUCGUGUCUGAGGCGCAUUCCGCCUGGCAGGCCAAGUUCCUCUCACCCCAGACCCUCCCCCACGCGCCCAACCUCCCCCACGCGCCCCUCCCCGCGCCCCCCAUCUCCCCCAUGGGGUAUGGCGGGGCGGGGGCGGCUGGGGGAGCGCCGUUUAGCCCGUAUGGGCGCGGACAGGGCGCGGGGGGAGGGGGAGGCGGAGGGGGAGGGUUUGUGUUGCCUAGUCCGGGAGCAUAUGGGCGGGGGGGAGGGGGAGGGGGAGGGAUGGGGGGAAACUGGCAGCAACAGCAGAUGAUGAUGCAUGGGGGGGGGAUGCACGGGGGGAAUGCGCAUGGGGGGAACAUUCAUGCGGGGGGAAUGCAUGGAGGGGGAAUGCAUGGGGGGGGGAUGCAUAUGGGCAUGGGUAUGCAACAGCAGCAACAGUACAUGCAGCAAUACGGGGGAAUGGGGAGGGGGAUGGGCGCAGGGGGGAGUUGGGGGAGAGGGUAUGGGGGAGGAAGCGGGGGAAUGGGGGAAUACGGGGAGUAUGGGGGGCAAUACGGGGAGCAAGGGGGGUAUAUGGAUCAGCAGGGGGGGUAUGGGGGAGAGUAUGCAGAGCAAGGGGGGUAUGGGGGACAGUAUGGGGGGGAGAUGGGGGGAGAUGCGUAUGGGGAGGAGAUGGGGGGGUGGGAAGGCGGAUAUGGGUAUGGGGAGGGGGACUAUGGCGGACAGAUGGGCGCAGGGGGGGGGAUGGGGGGCGGAUAUGGUGGAAUGGGGGGAAUGGGGGGGAUGGGGAGAGGAAGGGGGAUGGGGCAUAUGGGGGGGAUGCAAACACCACAGCAGCAGCAGCAGCAGCAGCAGGGGUAUGAGUAUGAAGGGGGGGAGUAUGGGGGAAUGGGGAUGGGGAGGGGGAUGGGCAGAGGCGGGGGGAAGGCCAUGGGGGGAAGAGGGGGAGCGUAUGGGCGGGGCAUGGGCGCACAGGGGAUGGAGGGGAGGGGGAGGGGAUGGAACAACCAGGGGGGAAUGCAAGGGGGAGUGGGGAGGGGGCGGGGCAAUGGCAUGAUGAGGCGGAGCAAUACCACUGGGGCGGCAGGGCUGAGGGGGGAUGGGGGGGGCGGAGAUGGGGAAGGGGAGUUUGGGGAGGGGGCAGGGGGAGGGGGAAGGGGGUUGGGGCGGGGGGGAAUGAUGAGGCCUGGGGCAAUCACUCGGUCGAACACCGCUGGGGGGAGAAUGGAAAUGGAAGGGCCCUAUGGGGAUACAGAGCAUUCAGGCAUGGGCAUGGGCAUGGGGAUGGGGAUGGGGAUGGAAGGGGAGGGGUUGGAAGGGGAGGAAGGGGAGGAAGGGGAGGAAGGGGAGGAAGGGGAGGAUAUGGGGUGGGAGCAAGGGGAAGAGUAUGGUGGGGAAUUUGGUGGGGGAAAUGGUGGCCCUGCAGUGGGCGGGGGAAUGGGGGGGAUGGGGGGAGCAGGGGGGGCGGGGGGAGUGGAGUUGAAGCGAAAGAGCUCCCUGAGAAGAAAGCCGGCAGGGGGGAAUGGGGAAGGGGCGGAGGGGGAAGGAGGCGAGGCGAGACCAAAGAGAAGCGUUCGUUUUAACCAAGUGGUGCGAGUGAAAGUGAUCCGGAACCUGAAGGGACGCACAGAGGAGGAGGAGGAUGAGGACGAGGAUGAUGGCGAGGAGGAAGGGGAGGAGGAAGGGGAGGAGGGGGAGGAAGGGGAGGAGGGGGGGGAGGGGGAGGAGGGAGAGGGAGAGGAGGGAGCGGAAGUGGAAGGGGAGGUGGAUGGGGAAGGGGAAGAGGAAGAAGAAGGGGAAGGGGAAGAAAUUUCAGAGAAGGAAAGUCAGUCGACAGAAGGAGGGAUGAGAGGGGAUGUGGAGGGUGAUGGUGAUGGUGAUGUUGAUAAUGGUGAUGAUAAUGAUGAAGAUGAUGAUUUCUCUGAAGCAGAGGAGGAGGAUGGAGGCGAAGGGAUAUUGUUAGAGGAGGAAGGGGAAGAGGAGGGGAAGGCGGAAGGGGAGGAGCAGAUGGUAGAGGGGGAGUUGGUCAAGGCGUUAGCUGAUGAUUCUGGUGAGAAUGGCCGGUCAGGCCAGUCUUAUUCGGAGGGGAUCAGGGGUGGGGAGGGAAAAAGGAAAGGGAAGGGGAAAGAAAAGGGGAAAGGGAUGGGGAAAGGGAUGGGGAAAGGGAUGGGGAAAGGGAGCGUUUCUGGUAUGUUGGGGCGCGCUGUUUGGAAGAAAGGGGCGGUGGAGGAUGAAGAGGACGAGGAGGAAGAUGAUGGGCGGAAGGAGGAGGAGGAGGAGGAGGAGGAGGAGAAUGAAGAGGAGGAGGAGGCGAGAGAUGGGGUUGCUGGUGGGAGGGAUGGGGCCAAAGCAGCAGGUUCGGCAGCAGGGCUUUCCUCUCGCGGCCGGCAUGGUUUGGCUCGUAGCGGAGGGACAGUGGCAGAGGCGGAAGCUCAGCUAAGGGAGAUGAGACUGGGAGGGAGUGGGGGAGAGUGGGGAGGGGAGGAAAGGGGGGAUCUGGGAGGUGGGUUUGAGAACUCUCCUUCUGCUGUCAAUGGGGAGGAAAGAGGAGGGGAAGAUAGAGGGGGAGAAGGCAGAGGUAGGAAGCUGGGACUAGGACCAGCAGCAGGAGGAGCAGCGGCAGGGGAGGCAGUAGCAGCACCCGUGAGACGCUUGCGGAGGUCGAAAGGUGGGGACAGCAGCAGCAGCGGUGGGAGCGGGCAGAUCUCCCAUUUGAUUGCUGGUGUCUCUAGCAAUAGCAGCAGCAGCAGCAGUGCUGCCAGCAGCCCUUUGGAAGGGCAGGGAGGAGGUGCAGCAGAUGCAGCAGCUGAUGCAGUGGAAGCAGGAGGAGGAGCAGAGGGGGUCACAGAAGGGGAGGGAAGCAGAGAGGCAGCAGCAGGAGAGUUGGCACUGAAGCGAGGGGGGAAAGGGAAGGCCGGCAAGGUCAAUCGACAACCUUCUUUAGGUGGGCAGGGGGAUGGGACGGGUGCUGCUGCUGCUGGUGCUAGUGUAGCAACAGGAGCAGGGGCAGCGGCAGGAGCAGCAGCAAGUGGAGUAGCAGAGGGGGUGUCAUCGCUCCCCCCUGCGGGUGCAGCUGGGGGUGUAAAGAAGAGGAUAGUACGACGGUCCUCCCUAGGUAGUGGAAACUUUGCCGAUGCUCUUGCUUCACCUUCUACUGCUGCUGCUGCUGCUGCUGCUGUGGCAGAUGGGGCCGGGAAUGAGAGCGCUGCAGAUGGGGAGAGCAGGGAGGGUAAGCCUGCGAGAGUGCAGCGAACGGGUAGUGGGAAGGUGAGGAAGAAACAGGGGUCUAUCGGCGGGGCUAGUGACUGGUCAAGCGCAGAUGAAGGGGCUGGUGGUGCUGGUGCUGGUGCUGGUGCUGGUGCUGGUGGUAAGGAUAAGCCAGUGAGGAAACUGAAGAGAGGUAAAGGGUCGUUGGGUAGUGGCAGUAGCAUCGACUUGAGUGGAGCCUUGGGUGGGAGUGGGUAUGGCAGUGAUUCAGGAUCGAGCGUAGCAGGGCUAGAAGGAGCAGGAGGAGUGAGUGGAGGAGGAGCAGGAGGAGGAGGAGGAGGAGGAACGGGAACACCUUCGAAGCCCCGUCUUCGAAAGACCCCGUCUGCUUCUCGUGCCGCUCUUGCAGCAGCGUGUGACGCACCUCUCCCGCCCCCGCACAGCCAUAGCAAUUCACUUAACCCCGCUUCUACUCCCCCGCCCGCACAUGGAAUGCUGCUGGUAGCAGUCGUGGGAGCAGCAGUGGAUUGA